AGGGAGUGUCAUUGGCAGAAUCCCAGUCGCGCCGUGCCCGACGCCAAGCAUCGCGGCCGUUUUGUGCGAGUGUGAGCUGCCCGACAUCGAGGCUAGCCUCAGUUAGCAGUUUGCCUGUGAUCUGUGCGAAAUCCAAAUGUUUGAAUCGUAAACGUAGCAAUUGUGAGAUCCGCUAAGCUCAGCCAUACUGCUGCGACGUUUAGUCCCCGAAACGCAACCCUCGCAGCAGCCGAUGUCCUGAGCACGCGCAUGACCCUGCUUGCGCUGGAUCACGUGCAAGUUAACAUCAUAAUAUAAUAACGAGCAUCAUCUUCCAAGGAGUAGCAUGCACUUGACGACCUGCGCACGGGCCUUCCGUCCAUUCUUCUAUAAUUCUACAUAUAACAUACAUGCCUAAAUGUUAUAUGAAGCUAUUCUCGGGUCAAGGGAAUGCAACUUGCGCUGGCGGGCGCAAGGGUACGACGCCCGAUGCACAUGCUUUAGCCGGUGUUCUCUUCCGUUGGGCGUACACAUAGCCCAGGUUCCGAAGGCCCAAGUAGGGACUAGGUUGGAAUAGUGAUAGAGCGGCGACCUGGCUUGAUCCUCAGUCCGUGCAGCAAAUAAAGAGUACAUUGCUGGCGGUAUCGCGUCGUCUCUUCACCCAACCCAACACGGGUCUAUCCACUGGUGCAUUAUAAACUAUCCUCUGGCUGAAAGCCACAGAGGAGCGCGCGGGGCGGCCAGCGGUUUCUUGCUGAGAGCUCUGCGCGCAGCGGGCACGCCCGGGACUAGAGUGUCCACUAGUUUGACGACGGCAAAAAAUGAUGGCUGCGUCUGGGCGCAGCCUGGCUCUGGCCGGCCUCGCGCUGGCAACGCUUCUGGCUGCUGGCCUGCCUUACGCCGCGGCGCGUCAGCCCACGGACUUCCCCUGGUGCUCCUGCUCCACGUACGACUGCGACUGCUCGCCCUACAAAAUAAGCCUUACUAGUCAGCGCAAGGUCAACGAGACCAUCACGCGCUUCUGCUUCAACGUGGACAGCGACCCAUGCGACACCAGCCGCGCCUGCUGCCGCCGCAUGAUGGCCAACGUGGACAAGCUUUCUUUCAAGAUCGCCCCCGAGUGCCAGCGUGUGAACAUCCAGCGCAUCACCUUCAACGGUGACCGGUGGAACAGCUGGGAUACCUACUCGCACGACCUUGGGAACGGCGACAAGGGCUACGAGCUGAAGUUCUACGACAUUCAGUCCAACAGCUCGGCGUUCCCGGGCACGCGCAUUUGCGUCAACACCAUUUCGCCGUGCAGCUCUGUGUUCCAGAUCUGCGAUGGCCCCAACGGCCUGUGCGAGUACUCGUUCGCUGACACGCCAGCGACCACGCAGAAGUCACUUCUGGAUGACAUCGACGCAUACUCAUUCGACAACAAUAUCCAGUACGCCGACAACGGCGAUCUCUUCUUUGAAUCCUCGACCUGCUCGUCGACAGAGAUUGCAAUUUGCGGUACCUUCGCGACGGCCGCCGAUAGCUGGCUGCUUCAGACCUGGCUGUUUGACAACUCGAAGACUUACAUUCGCUCGCUGCUGUGCGGCCGCUCGGUGACGGACCAGGACGAGUGCACCGACAAGUGCACAACCGCCUACCAGGCCUAUACUGUUGAAAUGGUCGUGGAGACUGGCGAGGGCGGCAGCGAGAGCUGCCUGAGCUACAGCGAUGAGAACAACUGCGAGAAGCCCCGGGUCAGAUCGUCCCCGCCGCCCCGCGUGCGCCCGCCGUCGCCGCGGCCGCCGUCUCCCAAGCCGUCGCCGUCGCCAUCGCCGAGCCCCAGCCCGAGCCCCAGCCCGAGCCCCAGCCCGAGCCCCAGCCCGAGCCCCAGCCCCAGCCCCAGCCCCAGCCCCAGCCCCAGCCCCAGCCCCAGCCCCAGCCCCAGCCCCAGCCCCAGCCCCAGCCCCAGCCCCAGCCCCAGCCCCAGCCCCAGCCCCAGCCCCAGCCCCAGCCCCAGCCCCAGCCCCAGCCCCAGCCCCAGCCCCAGCCCCAGCCCCAGCCCCAGCCCCAGCCCCAGCCCCAGCCCCAGCCCCAGCCCCAGCCCCUCGCCUUCACCCUCUCCCUCUUCAUCUCCUACACCUACGCCGACUACCUCACCGUCGCCGCCGCCGCCCAGCCCGCCCCCUCCGCACCCGGCCCCGCCGAGCCCCCCGCCUCCGGCACCCCCGCCUCCCUCGCCGCCGCCUCCCAACCCGCCCCCGCCCAGCCCCCCUCCUCCUGGCCCGCCUCCUCCUAAGCAGCCGCCUCCCCCUCCUCCCUCGCCUGCUCCCCCUAGCCCGCCGCCGCCCGGCCCGCCUCCUCCGUCUCCCCCUCCCCCUCAGCCCCCUCCGCCCAGCCCGCCUCCUCCCAGCCCCACGCCGCCAUCCCCGAAGGCGGCCGCGUCGCCUCCGUCGCCCCUGCCCCCCUCCCCUCCUCCUCCUUCUCCCCCUCCCCCUCAGCCUCCUCCGCCCAGCCCUCCUCCUCCCAACAGCCCCCCGCCCAACCCGCCGCCGCCCCCCAGCCCGCUGCCACCCUCGCCUCCCAAUCCGCCCGGCGUUACCACCUCGCCCGCUCCUCCUCAUCCCCCGCCUGUUCCUCCUUCGCCGCCGCCGCCCUCUCCUCCUCCUCCCUCUCCUCCUCCCCCGCACCCGCCGCCGCCGAGCCCCCCGCCGCCCUCGCCCAACCCGGCGUCUCCGCCGCCGCCACCUAGUCCGCUCCCGCCCUCGCCUCCCCCGCCGUCGCCGCCUCCCCCCUCGCCCCCUCCUCCUUCACCUCCUCCUCCCAACCCGCCUCCUCCCAGUCCUCCCCCUCCCCUCAGCCCGCCGCCGCCGCCGAGCCCGCUGCCGCCGUCGCCGCCUCCUCCCCUGCCGCCGCCGCCGUCGCCGCCUCCCCCGCCGCCUCCCUCGCCCCGUCCCCCCAGCCCGCCGCCUCCCCCCCAGGAUGUGCCCGGCGGCCCGCGUUGCGUGUCUAAGAAUGACAACACGCCUUUCGGCUGGUCGGCGCUGACAAUCGCCAACACGACUGACAUUUACGGCAGCGCCGCGAUUCAGAUUUGCCUGACGGUCGAGGAGAAAGGCUGCAAGAACGACAAGGCCGCGUGCUGCGACAUGGACUUCAACAAGAUUUCUAUUCCCAUUGUCGAUUCGUGCCAGCCGAAGAUCCGCGAGAUGCGCGUCAACGGCGUCAAGCAUGAGUACAGUUGGUUGCAACGCGAUGGCAAUCAGAACAUCGCGCUCCGCAACAUGCGGGCCUACCUGCCCAACCCCAUCGGCGCGCAGAUCUGCAUCGUCGUGCUUCCUGGCCAGUGCGCGGCGCCGGCGGGCCUGUGCAAAGACGGCACGUGCAAGGUCACUAUCUGGAACAGCAACAACAAGUGCUGCCCCUCCACGAAGCUGGGCCUGGCGAGCAGGGGCGGCAAGAAGAAGGCUUACUUCUUCUAAACACUCAAAGUGACUUCACUCUUGUUGAUUCUCUUGGAACUGCGGUGCCCGUCUUCUUUCUUCAAGAAGUUGUCUCAAUGAGCAGCAGCAGCUGUGAGAAGCUGCAAGCGCUGUACGGCGACCCGGUACGGCAGUAACUUGACACAAUGCAUGGCCGCGACUAUAAAAAUUCCCAAGGACCUGGUUGGGGAGCGUGUGCGCGUGCACGUGCGUGCAUGUGUGUUUCCGAAGGCGCACUGCAGCGGCUGAAUAAUCUUGAAGCCGCUUGCGCCUAGGCUUGCGCUGCCGGCAAGCUGCAAGCGCCACCAGCAGGGCACAAGCGCUUGCCUUCCAUCCGGCAGUGUGGCCCGGGAACACGCGCGCAUCUGGGGACUCGUUGUGGAGCGGUGGCCCAGCCGUUGUUGGACGCAGCGGGCGAGCGUCAGCCACGUGCCCGUUGCGUGCGCUAAUCGUGCGCAUUUUGGCCAUGUUUCUUAAUACUGGCUGGUCGAAAUAGUGUAUUUCUCAAUGGUGUGUUUAUUCCUGGGGUUCUCGCUUGGUGCCACGCCGCAAGGCGAAAGCUUAUUAGGUAGGUGGGUAGGUGAUUACAAUCUUAGCGACAAGAAUCAGGGACGAAACUGAUGCAUAUGGCGUGUGAAGGGCUACUGUGCUAGCGGGCAGGAAGUGCGAUGCUGGCGCUGAAUCUGUCUGCGCCGCAGCUUGGGGAAGUAGACUGAUGGGCGGUGCCGCAGACACUGACGUGAUAAGAGGCUUCAUACUCGAAGGCUGGUGCCCUGAGAGGCACGUACUCUUGCUCUUGCUAGACUGGUGUAUGGGCUGGAUGAAGCCCACAUUAGCAAAAACGAUUCGGCGGGCAGUGCAGGCAGGCAGAGGUGCUACUCGCGUCCGUGUAGCAGCAUAGAGCAGGCACCUGGGGUUUCAUUCGUCACGCUUCCGCGCCGCACCGCACGGGGCCAAGAAAUACAUAGGAU
This is a messenger RNA of Chlamydomonas reinhardtii, 4408 nucleotides long. RefSeq lists its product as uncharacterized. The transcript is spliced from 11 exons. NCBI's taxonomy places the organism in Eukaryota, Viridiplantae, Chlorophyta, Chlorophyceae, Chlamydomonadales, Chlamydomonadaceae. The record is from RefSeq and is a predicted model, not a curated record. Bases 801 to 3437 code for a protein of 878 amino acids.